Molecule: messenger RNA, 1982 nt
Organism: Leptinotarsa decemlineata (Colorado potato beetle)
Lineage: Eukaryota; Metazoa; Arthropoda; Insecta; Coleoptera; Chrysomelidae
Gene: DCAF12
Product: DDB1 and CUL4 associated factor 12-like protein
Cellular component (GO): Cul4-RING E3 ubiquitin ligase complex
Molecular function (GO): protein binding
Source: RefSeq, a predicted model, not a curated record
AACAGUAUGUGACCAUAUAUAUUAUAGGUGAUCUCGCUUGUGUUUACUCAGUUAUUUUUAUCAAGUAGUGUUCUUGAUUUUCCAUAUUUUUUUCCUUCGAAGACCGCCUGCCUGGUACUGAUGAUGACGAAACGUCGUGAAAAAACUACCAGUGAGGACCAGAACACGGAUCAAUAUCUGAAAAACAUAAUAUGUUUUUCAGGUUAUAUUAUAAUACCUAUUAAACAAUAAUUAGACAGUGUUUUUUUUAAUAUAACAUGUCAACUAUCAGUGCUGCCUCUUGAAAGUCUUGAAUUUGACAAACACGUACACUCAUACAGGAAUGGUCAAAUGCUAAUUUAACGUAGCUGGAACUAUUUAACACUUUUAAGUUGGUAAUACCACAACACUGACAGUGAUAGAGAUAGAGUGAGUGACUGACUGACACAAUGAAUGAAUACUUUGGAGUUGUUUAUUGAUAGUUUUCAAAAUGCAAUAUUCAAUGACAAAUAGGAAUUUCUAAUGUAAAUAAACUCCACUCGUGAAAUUUAAUUGAACUGAUGAGUAAAAAGUUACAUAGAUAAUGUCUAAAACUCGUUUGAAACCAGUUUUUGGAGAUUUACCUACAUGCUACAUAUCACAAAGAUUAGAAGAAAGGAAGAACAGAAUAAAAGCCCUGAAGCUUGAACAGAGUCGAAAAACUGAUAAACCUGAAGACUUCAUAACUUAUGAAGACAGUGAUAGUGAUGAUGAACCACCUUCUGUUCAGAAUGAAAUAUUAAAUACUUCCUACAAUUUUGUGGACUAUGUAAGGAAUAGGGAAAUUGGAAACACUAAAUCGAGUUCAGUGAGCAAAGACUAUGGCAGUCGGCACAUUGUAUCACAUGAGAUGUUUCGAGAGACUCCAAUAAGUUUAGGAAAAAUGAAUAAGGUGUUCUGUUCUCAGUGGUUAAGUGAUAGACAGGUUGUCUUUGGAACUAAAUGUAAUAAGCUCAUGAUAUACGAUGUUACGACCCGAAAAAUUGACCAAAUACCAUCAUUAUUGAGUAAAAGAAAUAUGACGGGAACCUAUGACCCAUCUCAACAGUGCGGUAUUCAUUCUAUACAAAUAAAUCCUUCUAGGACUCUUCUAGCAACAGGUGCUAGAAAUACUUGUGAUAUAGCAAUUUAUAGGCUACCGACUUUAGAUCCUGUAUGUGUUGGAGAAAAUGCACAUAAAGAUUGGGUAUUUGAUAUGUGUUGGUUGGAUGACGAGUUUUUGGUUUCUGGAUCAAGAGAUACAAAAAUGGCUUUGUGGAGAGUUACACCAGAUGUGCUUGAAGCUGUAGAUGAAAUACCACGUCAUCGUCAUGUGCAGGCGAUUUCAGUUAAAGAAUGUCGAAGUGCUCAAAAGAUCCGUGCAUUAACGUUCAACAAACAAUACGACGAAUUAGCAGCUAUCAGUCUGAAUUCAUACAUUCAUAUCUGGAAUGUAGAAACUUUCAAGCAGAAACUGUCCAGGAAGCUACCUUCGGCACAGGAAAAUGUCUGUUUAGCAGUUCAAGACUCUGGACUUUAUGCUAUUGGCUGUAGAUCGUAUACUCUUCUACUCGAUUGUAGAACUCUACAGACGGUGAAAAAGAUUCCCUCCAGAUUUACCGGCUGUGGAAUCAGGUCCGCUAGUUUUCAGAGUGACAUACUUACUGUUGGUACAGGCCUUGGAAUUCUGAUGUUCUACGACCUUAAAGCUGGAAAAUACCUUGAAUCUAGCAUUAAUUCAUCAAGGCUAGUUGUUUUGAAAGCUAGUAAAGGUUUUGUGUUACCUGAUGAGGAGUAUGUGGACAACAUUCAACACAUAAAGUAUGUGCCAGCAAUAUAUACACACUGUUACGACACAAGUGGUACGAGACUAUUCACUGCUGGAGGUCCCCUUCCUGCUACUCUUACUGGCAACUAUGCAGGGUUGUGGCAGUAGACGUUCAAAUAGUAUUCAUGAAAAAAUUUGAGUAUAUUUGCGGUGGGCG